This is a messenger RNA of Thamnophis elegans (Western terrestrial garter snake), 2848 nucleotides long. RefSeq names its product whirlin (gene WHRN). The record is from RefSeq and is a predicted model, not a curated record. Gene Ontology annotation, molecular function: protein binding. NCBI's taxonomy places the organism in Eukaryota, Metazoa, Chordata, Lepidosauria, Squamata, Natricidae. The transcript has 13 exons. Gene Ontology annotation, cellular component: plasma membrane; photoreceptor inner segment; cilium. The coding region runs from base 692 to 2611 and encodes 639 amino acids. Gene Ontology annotation, biological process: auditory receptor cell stereocilium organization; sensory perception of sound.
GGCCGCCGCCGGGGCAGGGUACGACGGGGCCGGGUCUAGCAGAGUCCUCCCUCCGGCCGGCGCGGCUUCCUCCGCCCGCUUUCCCUCUCCCACCCCGGCGGCUGCUCGUUGCUGGCCUCCCUCUUCCUCCUCCUCCUCCUCCGGCAAGCUUGGGCAAGAAUUCAGCACCACCGCGGAGGGGACAGCUCCCGGGGACUCGGCGGUUGGCUUGGAGGAGGUGCGAGGGGAGGUCAGGCAGGUGGCCCUCAAGAGGCAGAAAGCUCAAGAAGGAUUGGGGUUCAGCAUCCGAGGGGGCGCCGAGCACGGCGUGGGCAUCUACGUCUCCCUGGUGGAGCCGGGCUCCUUGGCGGAUAAAGAGGGCCUUCGCAUAGGGGACCGGAUCUUAAAGGUCAACGACAAGCCGCUGGACAAGGUGACCCAUGCCGAAGCUGUCAAGGCUCUCAAGGGAUCCAAGAAGCUGAACCUGACUGUCCACUCGGUGGGUCGCAUUCCCGGUGGCUACAGAACCAACCACAUCUACACCUGGGUGGAUCCCCAAGGCCGAAGUGUUUCUCCCCCGCUCGGCCUGAUCCAGCACCAGAGCAGCUCUUUGUGCAAGGCAAACGAGAAAAGGAGCCACCUUCAACUUCUGCAGGAAGGGGAUGAGAAAAAGGUUAACCUCGUGUUGGAUGAAGGGCGAUCUUUGGGUCUCAUGAUUCGAGGGGGGUCCGAAUACGCCCUCGGGAUUUACAUCACAGGGGUGGACAAGGAUUCGGAAGCAGAAAACACUGGCUUGAAAAUUGGAGACCAGAUUCUGGAGGUCAACGGAAGAAGCUUCCUCAGCAUUUCCCACGACGAGGCCGUGAACCUCCUGAAGUCCUCCCGUCAUCUCAUCAUGACCAUCAAAGACGUGGGACGGCUUCCGCACGCCCGGGCCACAGUGGAUGAGACCAAGUGGAUCGCCAGCUCUCAGAUUGGAGAGACGAUGGUCAAUUCAGCAGGGGCCUCUGACGAUUCCAUGGGGGAGACAACACCGAAGCCAUCUUUUUAUAAAGGUCUUACGGGAUCUCAAGUAACGUUGAGUAGCCUGGUGAACCAAAACCGAGUGAUGCUGGAGGAAAACGCCCGGCACCUCCUGAACGAACCCGAGAGGACCACCAUGGCCUAUUACCUGGACGAAUACAAGGAGAAGAACAUCUCGAUUGAUUCCCUCGUCCUGGCUCUCUUUGAACUGCUAAACACCCACGCCAAAUUCUCCCUCCUGUCGGAGGUCAGAGGGGUCAUAUCACCACAAGACCUGGAACAUUUUGACAACUUGGUUCUUAAGCGGGAAAUAGAAUUCAUGAAAGCCCGGCAGCCUUUGGGGACCGGAACUGAUUGUUACUCGACAAUGUCCUGCAGUGAUUCUGCCUCGUGCACCGAAAGCCAUUUUACCUCCACCACCGCUAGUUCAGCUCGGGAGAGGCUCUUGUGGCUGAUUGAUUUGAUGGAGAAUUCUUCCGAUGGAGGCAGGAGUGGAAGCCAAACCAGGAUCAAUGCCUUACCUGACAUCUCCCUGGAUGAUGUCUCCUCUUUCUAUGAAGAACUUCCAGCCUUUAGGCCCUCACCUCCAGCUCCUUCCUGUCAGACGCGGGCAGAUCCUUCAGACCAAGCGCACAAACCCGGUUUGGGAUCUUCUGAAUCCUCCCAGUCAGGGCUGUUCUUCAUGGCUCCUCAAAGCCCCGUGCCAUCUUCCAGCCUCUCCGAGAAGGACACCCACAGCCUCGCCUCCAGCACCACCACCACCGGCUCUUCCAUGGAGGACUCGGCCUCCGGCUCCAUCUACGCCUCCAUCUCUCCAGCGACUCGCCUCUCGCGGAGGCCCGUGAAGGCCCGACUGUUGACGCUCAACCAGCACCCCAUGCUGCCUUUCCCUCGGAUCCAGUCGCCAGCCCGGUUGAAACAGCCUUCCCUGGAGACGGCUGGCCCGGCCCCAAGUUCCCCUACCCUCCCGCCCCUUCCUGCCCACCCGGCUGCUUCCCCUCCCGGGGAGAGAGGCAGUUUUGAAGUGGGGAACACUCAGCACUUUAUCAUGGUGGAAGUUCAUCGGCCGAACAGCGAACCGGAUGUGAAUGAAGUCAAGCCAUUGCCUCAAGCUAGAGCCUCCACGCUCUCCCAGCUCUCCGACAGCGGGCAGACGCUGAGCGAAGACAGCGGCGUUGACCUGGGGGAAGCGGAGCUGAGCAACAGCAGGGAGAGGACUCAGCUGCUGCAGGGCCUGCCAUCAGCGCGAAGUCCCCAGGGAGUCCCCAGAUUGGGCAGAGCGGUCGAGGCAGGACCCAAACCGCCAGGACUCCUGGAGCCAACUUCGCAUCUAAUCCGGGUGCCGAAGAGCGCCCCGACUUUGGGCAUUGCCAUAGAAGGGGGUGCCAACACGCGACAGCCCCUGCCCAGGAUUGUCACGAUCCAGAAGGGUGGCUCUGCUCACAACUGCGGCCAGCUGAAGGUGGGACAAGUCAUUCUGGAAGUCAACGGCACAGCCCUCCGGGGCAAGGAGCACCGCGAAGCUGCUCGUAUCAUCGCUGAAGCUUUCAAGACGAAAGAGAAGGAUUACAUCGAUUUCCUCGUCACAGAAUUCAACGUUGCACUUUAGGGGUCUUGGGAGACCCCCAAAGCCAAAAGACCAAGAGACGGAAGGAAAGAACAGGGUUACGAGAUGUCCGAUGUGCCCACUCGCGUGCUCACCUGUACACCCAGGUAGAGCCUAGACAGGAUUUCCCACAGAGCAAACUUGGGGUUGGAUUGACCUCUCCUCAACAUACCGUAUUUUCCAGAGUAUAAGACGCACCAAGGUUUUGAAGAAGCAAUUUUUUUUAAAAGGGGGUUGCAC